AUGGCGGGUAUCAAGAGUGAGUAACGAAAGGCAUCAUGCAUAUCGCACUGCAAGUCCCAAUCAUGGGCAUGCCCCCUCGUGAUGCGCUUCGAGGUGAAUAGCAUUCAUCAUCCAUGUCCUACCCCACUUGGCAUACCGCAGCGAUCAUUUUCCUCUCCAUUUCCCUCGCACUAGGCUUCCUACUCGUCAUUCUCUCCUGCGCGCUCUUUUCCAAUUGGCUCCCACUGCUCGUCGCAUUGCUCUAUGUGCUAGCUCCUCUUCCAAACACCAUCUGCGCGCGCUGCGCAGGAGCAGACGAUUUCAGCGCGGAUUACAAUAGCGCCUAUGUGGAUUUCGGAAAUUGGUUGACCAGCACCACGGUCGUCUCCGGCAUUGCAUUGCCGCUCGUCUUGGCACAUGCCGGCGUCAUCAGGGUUGCGGCUUGUAUCAUGAGCAGUCUGGGAGGGGCGCUGGUGUAUGGUACGAGUGAGUCGAGCAGAUGCGGCUAUGAGUAACAGGAGGCUGCGGCGGUAGAGCACCGUGGCUGGUAUCACCGAGGACGGGAAAACAGUAAAGCUGAGCAAGCGGGUUGAUCAUGCGCAAGUCGGCACGUAGGCAAGUUGCUUCUCAAGCAAACAUGAUGAUUCGAGAUCCAUGCAUAAGCCAGGCACGCCAUAUGUGGAAUGUCGUGUUCCCCCAACGAAUUUCCUCGCAAGGCGCCGUACCAUCUACGAGCCCAACUAAAAAAAUUUGGCCCUCGCCUUGCCCCCUUCGCGCCCACAGUGCUCACCUACGCCGGCUUCUUUAGCGAGAGCGGCGACGACGCUUUCUGA
Molecule: messenger RNA, 812 nt
Organism: Ceraceosorus bombacis
Lineage: Eukaryota; Fungi; Basidiomycota; Exobasidiomycetes; Ceraceosorales; Ceraceosoraceae
Source: the annotation of a GenBank genome assembly